AUGAAUGAGUCUACAAGUUUGAAGGUGCGCCUGCCGGUGUUUGUGCUGGUGUUGGAGGUCGUCAUUCUGGUUCUUUAUGCUGUCUUUGUCACUUAUGAUGACAAUGCCAACGCUAAGCUGCAAAACAAUGAGACCAACCCGAUGGACAACUCCCUGUAUCGCGACUAUCCCUACUUUGCUGAUGUGCAGGUGAUGAUCUUCAUAGGCUUCGGUUGCCUGCUGGCCUUCUUCCGAUUCUACGGCUUCAGUGGAAUGGUCUUCAACUUUCUUACAGCUACUUUUGCGAUCCAGUGGGCGAUCCUGAUGCAGGGUUUCUUCCAGUUUUACUAUGAUGGUAAAAUUCACCUUGGGGUGAUCAACCUUCUGAAUGCAGAGUUUGCUUGUGCUGUGGUGCUCAUCUCUUUUGGGGCUGUGCUUGGAAAGACCAGUCCUGUUCAGCUCCUGGUUAUGGCUUUGCUGGAGAUCCCUGUCUUUGCUGUGACAGAGUGGGCUGUAUUAAAAUACAUUAGAAUCAAUGAUGCAGGGGGCACUAUUCUUAUUCACCUGUUUGCCUGCUACUUUGGUCUAGGAGUGACAUUUGCUCUGUAUCGCCCGGGUCUGAAUGAUGGACAUGCUAAAGAGACAACCAGUUAUCAUUCUGACAUCCUGUCAGUAAUGGGAACCCUGUUCCUGUGGGUGUUCUGGCCUUCAUUCAACUCUGCUCUGACCUUUAAGGGUGACGAUCAACACAGAGCUAUACUCCACACUUUUAUAGGUCUAAGCUCAUCCACUAUCACUGCCUUUGCGCUCACUGCAGUGUUUAACAAGAGAGGUAAACUCACAAUGGCUGACAUUCAGAAUGUGACUCUGGCAGGUGGUGUGACUGUUGGGGCGUCUGUGGACAUGAUGAUUUCUCCUGUAGCUGCGUAUGCCCUGGGCAUCAUGGGUUGUACUGCCUGUUUCUUUGGAUACAAGUACCUGACUCCCUUUUUAGCCCGACACAUGAGGAUCCAAGACCAGUGUGGUAUUCACAACCUCCAUGGGCUCACUGGCCUGAUUUCAUCCACAGCAGGAAUCUGCGCUAUCCUCUUAGCCACUGAGGAAACCUACGGGCCCAGUAUGUACCAGAUCUUCUCCCAUCGUGCUCCACCCGAGGGAGAUCCAAAGCUGCUGGAGCUUCAAAGGCUGAUUCCUGGGUUGAAGCCGGGCUUGGGCCGCACUGCACAGGAACAAGCUCUCUACCAGGUUGCAGCUGUCUUCUCUACCAUUGCAGCAUCUACAGUUGGUGGGCUGCUCACUGGAUUGGUCAUGAAGUUGCCCUUUAUGGCGUCCCCAACUGACAGAGACUGCUUUGAUGAUGAGCUUUUCUUUGACAUGCCGUCCGACUUUGACAGUGUAGAAAUCCUCAAGACUGCCACAAGCGAUGAUGAAAAAGGACAAAUCAAGUCAAUGGACAGCAAAGUCUGA
Molecule: messenger RNA, 1446 nt
Organism: Seriola aureovittata
Lineage: Eukaryota; Metazoa; Chordata; Actinopteri; Carangiformes; Carangidae
Product: ammonium transporter Rh type B-like
Exons: 1
Coding region: 1-1446 (481 amino acids)
Biological process (GO): ammonium homeostasis; ammonium transmembrane transport
Cellular component (GO): plasma membrane
Molecular function (GO): ammonium channel activity
Source: RefSeq, a predicted model, not a curated record